Molecule: messenger RNA, 291 nt
Organism: Oikopleura dioica
Lineage: Eukaryota; Metazoa; Chordata; Appendicularia; Copelata; Oikopleuridae
Source: the annotation of a GenBank genome assembly
AUGGCAUCGCAAUUUAUUCAAAUAGCCUUGGAAGCCGACAAAGUCGUCGUCUUUUCCAAGUCUUACUGUCCUUACUGCAAGAAAGCGAAGGAUGCUUUGAAGCGAGCGAAUAUUCCUUUCAAAGCUUAUGAGAUCGAAAAUCGCUCAGAUUGCGCCGCCAUCCAAGCUGAAUUCCGAAAAAUGACAGGCGCUCAGUCCGUCCCUCGAGUCUUCAUCAAUGGCAAGUUCUUCGGCGGUGGCGACGAAACAGCAGCUGGAGUCAACUCUGGAAAGCUUCAAAAACUCCUUUAA